AAUCCGCCUCUCGCUCUCUCUCUGCAGUCAUCAUGGCGGAAAUCAAAACGGGAAUCUUCGCUAAAAACGUACAGAAACGGCUGAACAGGGCGCAGGAGAAGGUGCUGCAGAAGCUGGGGAAAGCAGAUGAGACCAAAGAUGAGCAGUUUGAACAAGUAGUCAUUAACUUCAGGAGACAGGAGUCUGAAGGCUCUCGGCUGCAGAGGGAGAUGAAGGCCUACAUGUCUGCUAUUAAAGGGAUGCAGCAGGCCUCCAUCAACCUGACCCAGUCUCUGCAUGAAGUCUACGAACCAGACUGGCACGGAAAAGACGACGUCAUGAUCAUUGGAAAGGACUGUGAUGCAUUGUGGGAAGACUUCCAUAACAAACUGGUGGACUCGACGCUGCUGAACCUGGACGCUUACCUGCAACAGUUCCCGGACCUUAAGACUCGUGUGGCCAAGAGGAGUCGGAAACUCAUUGACUACGACAGCGCUCGUCACAAUGUUGAAAGUCUGCAGGCGUCUGGGAUGAAGAAUGACCGCAAGAUUAUGAAGGCAGAAGAUGAACUGAAAAAGGCUCAGAGAGUGUUUGAUGAGCUCAACGUGGGUCUCCAGGAUGAACUACCGACUCUCUGGGACAGCCGGGUCGGCUUCUAUAUCAGCACCUACAAGAGUGUGACGAGUCUGGAGGCAAAGUUUCACAGAGAGAUCUCCCUGGUGUGCAGACAGUUGUAUGAAGUGAUGACCAAACUGGCUGAGCAGCACUCUGACAAAAUGUUUACCAUCCAAGGAGCUCCGAGUGAUUCAGGACCACUACGACUUGCGAGAACCCCAUCACCACCAGAAGAUGAGAGUCCACCAGAGAGUCCAGACGCCAGCUCCAAUCAUAUGCUCCGUCCUGUCUCACCUGGACCACCACGGCCCAAAUCCCCCACACAGUUUAAAAAGGGACCACCGGUUCCUCCACCACCAAAGGUUACACCUACCAAGGAGGUGGCAGAGGACCAGAUCAUCGACCUAUUUGGAGGAGAAUUUUUACCAGCACCUUCACCAUCGCAGCCUAAUGAACGACCUGGAGAAUCUCUUCUUGACCUGGACUUUGAUGCUUUUCAGCCAGAUGAAAGUGUCUCGCCAAUACCACAGACAACUAUACCUUGGGACAUGUGGUCGGGAAACGCACAAACAGCUCAGCCUCAGGCUGCAGAUGCCGGCUUCAUGGCUGACUGGUCCGCAGACUUUGGUUCAGUGCCAGCAAAUGGAGAUGCCUCUUCAAGAGCUGAGGCCCCUGGUGCCCCUGCUGUAGUGCUGGAGGGGGCACAGGGUGGGGCUCAGGGCUGGCCCCAGGCAGAUGACUUGCAGCCGGGUGGAGACACAGCUACACCUCCUCAGGAAAGCGAGGCAGCCACAGCAGCUGAAGACGAGGUGACCAGUGCAUUUAAUGGAUUUUCACAGGAUGCUUCUGCCCCAUCAUUUUUUGCUGAUUUUGAUAAGAUGAACAAAGCUAAUGCUGAAUCAACUGGGGCUCCUGGAGCCUCAGAGACACAAGCUGCUGCCUCGACAGAACCUGCUGAGGAGCAAGACAAACCUGCAGCCCCCCCUGCUGGAGACGAACCUGCAACCCCCCCUGCUGCAGUUGAACCUGCAACCCCCCCUGCUGGAGACAUACCUGCAGCUUCCCCUGCUGGAGACGAACCUGCAGCUUCCCCUCCUGGAGGAAAGGUGGAUGAACAUCCUGCUCCACCUGCUGGUGAGGAAGUCACAGCAGAAAGUCCUGGCAGCCCGAAGGAGGAGAACCCUGCUUCAACGGUUGGAUCUCCCAGCUCUGAGAAACCAGAACUUGGUGAGGAAAAGAUGCCGAUCCCCUCCGUGGUGAUUGAACCCGCCUCCAGUAAUGAAGGUGACGAUGACCGCGAUACUGACAUCAUCUCCCCCACUGCCAUAAGUGACAAUGGUGUUACUGCACAAAACCAGACCAUUAAACACAUGAGUCCAUCUGGUGGCAUCUCAGGACUCCCUGAUGACUUUCUCUAUAAGGUGGAGACAAUGCAUGACUUUGAAGCUGCAAAUUCAGAUGAACUUGAACUUAAGAGAGGUGAUGUGGUGUUGGUGGUUCCAACUGCUUCAGUAGAGGAUCAGGAUGCUGGCUGGCUCACAGGGAUCAAAGAAAGUGACUGGUUAACACUUGGAGCUGGUGCUCAAAAAGGACUGUUCCCGGAAAACUUUACCCAGCGUUUGGAGUAAGAGGUCUCUUUAGAUGGCAGAUAAAAUCAGAAGAAAUUUGAAACACUGGUGUCCAAGCAGUCCAGUCAGCAUGUAGCCAUCCCCGUCCUGAGAAAAACCUGUGGUCUCCUGCAGCUGUCUGCUGGACAACACAAGGCUUUCUCUGGUCUGCACUCUCCUGAAAGGGAAACUCAUGGUAAUAAAUACUAGUACUAUUCCCAGCAGAAGUGAAAAUUAAAAAGCAUGAUGUGAUAAUAUGGUCUACCUUUCCUGGAACUAAGAUCUUUUUUUUUUUUUUUUUUAAAGAAAAAAUAUGAUGUAUGGUUUAUUGGGAAUGUUGAAAUAUCUACAUGUUCACACCUACAAAAGCAGGACGUGUUUCUGGAGUUAACUAAAUGAAAAAUAAGAAAAACUGCACCUUUUUUGCACCGUGUGUUGUACUGAUUUUGUUGCUCUGCUGUGGAGUAUACGAGAAUCUGUAGUGCUGUGAUCUAUUUAAAUGUUUUUGAGUGUAACAUGAAUUUCUUGAGUUUGUAGUUUUUUUCAGACACAUCAUUGCUGUUACCUUUGAAUCACUGUUAGUGUAUUUCUGUGUUUUGGUUGAGUGUGUGGUGAUCUUUCUUUGGCAUAUGUGGCAAUUAAUGAAUUUAUUGAAAAGUGUUGCUGUGUUUCUGCCAAAAGAAUAUUGACAUGUGUUAUUUGAGUACUGGCCAACGUCAGUGCCCAUCCAGCAUGAAAAUCUCAGAACAUUUAUUGAAUUAAGUAUUUUAAAAUACAAUAAAAACAAAAUCUCCAUACUAUUAAAAUAUUGUAUAAUUCAAGUCUUAUAAAAAUUAUAUUUGCAAGAAAGUGAACCAACCAGACGACAGCUUAAUCUUAUCAGCCAUCUAUAUAUAAGUGUACAAUCACAGGGAAGGUAUUAACAAAUCCAAUAUGCAAUCUAUGUUGUCGGAUUAUUUUAGGUCUCCAUAUUCCAACAGUUCUGUAGAUCAAUGAAGUUGGUGUCACUUCCUUUGAUAGUGAAGUUAACCCCCAAUUUAGACAUUUUGUGAUGUACAAACCAUAACCAUUAAUGUCAUGAUCAAUAAA
This is a messenger RNA of Seriola dumerili (greater amberjack), 3290 nucleotides long. It is a transcript of the gene amph, whose product is annotated as amphiphysin. Gene Ontology annotation, biological process: synaptic vesicle endocytosis. Gene Ontology annotation, molecular function: phospholipid binding; protein binding. The transcript is spliced from 22 exons. Gene Ontology annotation, cellular component: cytoplasm; plasma membrane; synaptic vesicle. NCBI's taxonomy places the organism in Eukaryota, Metazoa, Chordata, Actinopteri, Carangiformes, Carangidae. The record is from RefSeq and is a predicted model, not a curated record. The coding region runs from base 33 to 2222 and encodes 729 amino acids.